AUGAGUGCCUAUAUGCCUCAAACUCAGAAUACUGACUACUCUAGAGCUCAUAUGACCUUGUCGGGUAAACCAACCCGCAGGUUAAAUGGUGAUGAACCAUUGCUUCGUUUCAAGGAGGCAAAAAAAGUGCUCGGAGAAAUUUAUACCGAUUUGGGUGAUCAUGUAGAUGAAUUGAAAAGCGUUUACAAAGGGAUUUCCACAGAUAGCACUGAUGUGAUUCCUAAGGACCAAGAAGAAGAGAUCGCUAUCUUGAAAGAAUCUAUUCAAACAAUAACUGAAACAUUUAGUCGCGAUAACAUGAAAGUUGUGUUUUUUGGAAGAACAAGUAAUGGCAAGAGCACAACCAUUAAUGCUAUGCUUCAUAAUAAAGUUUUGCCUCAAGGAAUGGGGCAUACAACAUGCUGCUUCCUCCAGGUACAAGGGUGCAGAGAAGGAGAUGGCUAUAUGAUCUUGGGAGAUGAUCCAAGUAGAAUAGAUAUCAAAGAAUUGGGCAAAAUGGGUCAUGCAAUGAGCAGUGAGAACUCUGAAGUGCCUGAAAUGGGACAAGACUCGCUUUUACGCAUUUAUCACCCUAUCGGAGAUGGAGAUUCGAAUGAGAACAGACUGCUACAAAACGAUGUUGUGUUGCUUGACAGUCCGGGAGUUGAUUUGUCGCCCGAAUUUGAUAGUUGGAUUGAUAAACAUUGUCUGGAUGCCGACGUUUUUGUUUUAGUUUUGAAUGCUGAAUCGACACUUACACAAGCCGAGAAAAAUUUCUUCUACCGUGUCGCAAAAAAGUUAAGUAAACCCAACAUUUUCAUUUUGAACAAUAGAUGGGACGCUAGUGCUUCGGAGGAUGAUGUAGAAGAGGUCAAAAAGCAGCAUCAGAACAGAUUCAGACAAUUCUUAGUAAAUGAGUUGGAAGUUUGUACUGAAAAGGAAGUUAAUAAUCGCAUUUACUUUGUCUCAUCUCGUGAAGUUCUCGAAGCGAGAUUGAAAGAGAAAGGUUUAACACAAAAGGCUUAUCAAGCUUCUGGUUCUCGGGAACGCUUAUUGGAGUUUGAAAACUUUGAGAAAAACUUCGAACAAUGUAUAUCAAGAUCUGCAAUUUUAUCAAAGUUUGAAGCUCACAAAAGGAGAGCAUUCGAAAUCAUUCAAAGAAUGAGAGAGAAUGUUGACCAAGCACAACGCCGAGUAAAUGACCAGAAGAUCAAGUAUGAAGACGAUCUCAAGGCUGCCUCUCAAGUCUUCAACGAUUGUCGUAAGAAUUUUUCUUUAUUUGAAACAGCAUAUUUGGAACAAACCGAGCACUUGAGAGCAGAAGUUCAUCUGAAAGUAUCCGCUGAUUUCGCAGAGGAAAUCUUAAGACUAGAGGCUAUCAUUGAUAGGUUCAAUCAACCUUUCGUUGAUAGUGCUGAGGGAAUAAGAGAGUAUAAGGAAAGCUUGUCAAUAUUCACUAAUAAUUCUGUGAACGCUGAUCUGGAAGCUCGUUGUACUGGUGGGCUCAUGUCGCGAAUCUGGAACCUAGAGAAUGAUAUGUUCCAUUACGUGAAAAAAAUUCUCUCAGAGCCAUAUCAACAUAAGCUUGAAGAAGUAUGGCGUUACCGUGCCCCAUUCAAGUUCUCCAUCUGCGUUGACGCUCCCGCUCUCAUUCAGGAUUUCCAUGAGGAUCUUGAAUUCCGUUUCACUUUUGGAUUGUCCUCAAUCAUUCGUAGAAUUGUGGCUUAUAGAUCGGGACAACCAGUAACAGCCAUUCAAACUAACUUACUCACACCACUGAAACUUCAUAAAACUGGAAAUGGUGAUGAAGCUGCCGAUCAAGCGUACUUGGCCGCUGAAGAAAACGCUGUUAUGACACAAAUGGUACUCAGUUCAGCUGCGUACUUGGCUAAUGGAAGUCUAGGAGUGAUGGUUGUUUGUGGAGUUGUUUACAAAGCUGUCGGAUGGAGGGUGAUUGCAGUCGGUGCAGCUGCUUAUGGAGGUUUAUAUGCCUUGGAGCGACUACGAUGGAAUUCUAGUGCGAAAGAACAACACUUCAAAGAACAGUUCAGAUCUCAUUUGGCUGCUAGAAUGAAACAGGUUGCUGCAGCCCAUAUUUCCCACUGCGAAAUCCAGGCAGUAAGAGAGAUGAACCAAGUGUUCGAUGGUCUGAAAACUACCGUGGGUGGUGUUCAUCGAGAAAUGAAAGAUGAUUUAGACAAAAGCAAGAGAAAAAUUGAUGUUGUCGAUGCAACAGUGAAAGCUUUAGCCACCAUCAAAGGAAAGACCGCAUUGCUACUCUGCAACCUCGAACAGUUCGCUUCGGCUUACCUUCGUACAGAUUCCCCUUCCCCAUAG
Auanema sp. JU1783 is the source of this 2316-nucleotide messenger RNA. Lineage: Eukaryota; Metazoa; Nematoda; Chromadorea; Rhabditida; Rhabditidae. The record is from the annotation of a GenBank genome assembly.